GGUGAGAAAUAGAAUAUCCCUCCGUCGAGUUCCUAAAGAUGAAGAAAGCAAAUAGAUAAUCAGGAAACCUAAUCAAGGAAACAAAAUACUACUACUGAAAACAGCGCCAUGGCUCACGGCGGCGGUGUCAACAAGCGCCGCGAGAGGGUCAACCCCGCCUCAAACCGUAGAAAAACCACCACCAAGAAAUUCAGACCACCCGUUUCUCUCAAAAACCAAAUCCGAUCCGCCGAACGCAUGCUCCGAAAGAAUUUACCAGCGGAGGUUAGAGAAGCACAGGAGCAGAAACUGGAAGCACUGAAGAAACAGCAGGAUAUUCACACUCGCCUCGCUGUGGAACGUAAGAUAUUUUUACGUGAUAAGAAGAUUAAGUUCUUUGAGAGGAGAAAGAUUGAACGGAGAAUUAGACGCUUAGAGAAGCUUCAGCGUGCUUCUUCGUCUCAAUCUGCUUCUCCUGAUCAGCUUGCAUCGCUUAAACAAGAUCUUCAAUAUGUUAUGUACUUUCCCAAGAAUGAGAAAUAUGUUCCUUUAUUUAGUGGAACUGAUGAUGCGGAGAUAGUUGACAAGCGAAAUGGGCUGCGCAAACAGAUUGAAGACAGGUUAUCUGCGGCUGCUGCAAGUGGCAAGGAUUUAGAAGAGACUGGCAGUGAGGAUGACGGUCUUCUGGAUCUCAGUGAUGAUGAUUUUUUCCUUGCUGGGAGUUCUAGUGAUGAAGCUGACGCAGAUGAUGAAUUGACAGACAAAAGUACCAGAGAGCAGGCUUCUGGAAAAGCUGUGUCUGGCAUGUCCAGCGAUGAAAAAAAUCAGAGGCACAUUUCUGCCAGAGCUUUGAUGCCUCCUCCUCGCCCUUCAAACAAGUUGUCAAGGUUUGGGUCUGCAGGCCAAAAUUCAUCUAAACAGAGAUCUGAUAUUUCUACAUCCCGCUACGCAUCAAACAGCAAAAGCAGCUCAGACUUCAGAGUAAGGGAACCCUCAAGAUCAGGGACCAGCUCAGACUUCAGAGUAAGGGAACCUUCAAGAGCAGGGACCAGCUCAGACUUCAGAGUAAGGGAACCCUCAAGAUCAGGGACCAGUCAUGGCAGUAGUCUAAGCUCCAACUCUGAUGCUCACAAGCCUCGGACAGGUCAUGGCAGUAGUCUAAGCUCCAACUCUGAUGCUCACAAGCCUCGGAGAAAGAGAAGACCUAAGAAGAAAAAGAAGCAGGAAUGAUGGAUAAACUGAGCAUGCUAUGGCAUUUGGAUCAGCUUCUUCACAUUCAUUCAAGAUUCUUACAAUUACGUUUUUACCUGGACGGGACAUGUUCUGCGGUGGACCUGCAGGGAUCCUCUUUUACUGGUCAUUGUUAUGAUCAUAUAUGUACUGACUUGUUAGGAUAGAUUGAGGAUUUGUUAAUGUAGAUUAAUAGCUUUUGACUACGGGGUCUUCAUAUCUGACCCUGGGUUACUUUAAAUUAAAUUCCAAUUUGUUUACGGGCAAAAACAAUAUUCUACUCUUACGAAAUUUGAAUUAUUAUUGUAUUGCCAUAUAUGGUGUGUAAUUUCCUUUACAAAAGAACUCGCCUAUUGAAAAAGGUUUUGAA
Molecule: messenger RNA, 1579 nt
Organism: Medicago truncatula (barrel medic)
Lineage: Eukaryota; Viridiplantae; Streptophyta; Magnoliopsida; Fabales; Fabaceae
Product: rRNA-processing protein efg1
Exons: 7
Coding region: 109-1209 (366 amino acids)
Biological process (GO): maturation of SSU-rRNA from tricistronic rRNA transcript (SSU-rRNA, 5.8S rRNA, LSU-rRNA)
Cellular component (GO): nucleolus; preribosome, small subunit precursor
Source: RefSeq, a predicted model, not a curated record